AAAUAGUUUGACUCACUGAUAAUUUUAUCCUCUUUCCUUCUUAAUCUAAUCCGGUUUAUUUCUAAUGGUAAUGAUUUUCGUGGAUCUUUUAUUAAUCUUUCUACGAUAAAAUCUGUACAUGCGCAUUGUAUUUUUUCAUUUUCUUGUUCUAGCCAACAUUCGUUGCAUGCUUUUAAUUCUAGUUCACAUUUUGAAAAGUUUCCGGCAUUUUCUUGGCAUUCUAAAUGGGAAAUACUAUUUUCUGAGAUUGCGAUUCCCUUUUCUCCAAUAA
Meloidogyne enterolobii is the source of this 271-nucleotide messenger RNA. Lineage: Eukaryota; Metazoa; Nematoda; Chromadorea; Rhabditida; Meloidogynidae. The record is from the annotation of a GenBank genome assembly.